AUGGAGAAGGGGAGAAACACACUUGUGCUGCGGGACUUGCCGCCGGAGACAACGAAGGAGGACCUGCUGGCUAUCCUGCGCAAGGCCCCGUUGCUGCAGCAGCUGCAGCAGCAGCAGCAGCAGCAGCAGCAGCAGCAACAGGAAGGGGAAGGGCAGCAGGAGCCCUCGCAGAAGAAGUCACCGCAGCAAGAUGGUGAGGAAGAGCAGCCACCUCAGAGCGGAGACAACCAGCAGCAGCAGCAGCAGCAACAGCAGCAGCAGCAGCAGCAGCAGCAGCAGCAGGAAGAUGAGAGUUGGUGCAGCAUCAGGAGAGAUGUCAAUGACACCUGGUUUGUCUCUCUCAAGGAAUCUGCGCCCACGCAGGAGGUGGCGCUUUGGCUGCGUUCGCAGCAGUUCAAUGGCAAACCGUUGCAGGUAGGGAUAAAGGCAUCCCACGCGCUGCACCGUGUUGUAUCGGCGCAGGCGACAGCUGCAGCAGCAGCAGCAGCAACAGCAGCAGCAGCAGCAGCUGCAACUCCUCAGUUCUUUCCAGCCCCCCCUAUAACACCCCUGGGGCUGGCUGCUCCCCCCUCACCCUAUGGAGUGCUGCCGUCAGCAGCAGCAGACAUGGGGGUCGUGCUGCCUGCUCCUCGGCAGCAGCGGCGCGCGGUGCGGCCGCAGCGCAGCAGCAACAGAGGCCGACGCGGGGGGGCAGGGUUUGCUGCUGCAGGCGGCUAUGCUGCUGUGGGGCCCCAGGGACCUGCUCAGGUGUACAGCAGCAGGCUGCCGCAGCUGCAGCAGCAGAUGCCCCCGUACCCUGUAGAGGCAGAAAUGCAGCCGUUCAUGUGGCCGCCUCACGCCCCGCUGCAGCGGCACCAUCUGCUGCAGCAGCACCACUUCUUGCAGCAGCAACUGCAGCAGCAGCAGCAGAUGAUGGGCUGCUGCUGGAUACCCGCCCCUCAACACACCCCGCCUGCUGCUGGCGCCCCCUUAAACAGCAACCACAGGGGAAGAGGCAGGGAUGCAGCAGCAGGAACGCCAACAGCAGAGACUGAGGACUACCGCAGGGGCCAGCAGCAGCAGCAGCAGCAACAGCAGCUGCUGCCGCCACCGCAACAGCUCUUCUACCCUGCACCAGGCUACUUCUCUCCCCACAUGUUUGUCCCUCUGCCUUACAUGGCUCCGCGGCCGAUGCAGCCGUACAUGCAGCAGCAGCAGCAGCAGGCACAGGGAUACCCCUCUCCUCAGCAGCAGCUGCAGCAGCAGCCAGCUUUCAGAGGCAGGGGUGGCUAUGCAGGAGGCAGAGGCCGCAACGGCAGCAGGUGGUGGGGCGCGGGGAGGAACGCGGCUCCCAUGGGAGCUCCGCGAAACAGUCAAAGUGGAGGUAAGGAGCAGCAGCAGCAACAGCAGCAGCAGCAGCAGCAGCAGCAGCAGGAACUGCAGCAAGAAGGCUGCGUCUUGGGUGUAUGUGUGAUGCUGUGUGCAGCUAUUGGCCGCGGGGGCGGCCGGCGUAGAGGUGGUGGGACCCCUUGGAGCGGUCGGGGGGGUGUUGCUGCUGUAGACGAGCAGCAGGAGCAGCAGCAGCAGCAGCAGCAGGAGCAAGAGCAGCAGCAGCAGCAGACGAGCGCAGGCGACUCGAGUAGGGCUACAGCAGGCGCUGACGCUGGCGGCGUCGGCAGCGAGCCAUCAACAGCUGUCUCGGGGAGGAGAAGCGCAGCAGCAGGACAAGCAGCAGCAGCAGCAGCAGCAGCAGCAGCAGGUGGCAGCGGCCCACGAAACAGGCAGCAGCAACCUCCUCUAGAAGCAGCAGACUUCCCCCCCCUUGGGGCUGCAGCAGCGCUAUCGAAGACCCCCAGGGCUCCUGCACAGCGGAAGGCAGCGCAAGGCGCUUCCCGUGCUGCAGAAACUGCGGAGGCCGGCGAUACGAGCCAACCCUCACAGCAGCAGCAGCAGCAGCAGCAGCCGAGCCGGCAGCAGGAGGUGCAGCAAGAGGCAGGCAUUCGAUGCUGCUUCUCUGAGGGGAAGUGGACGACAGGGGCGAAGGGCUCCUCGUCUCCGCAGCGAAUGUCGCAGCAGCAGCAGCAGCAGCAGCAGCAGCAGCAGCAGCAGCAGCAGCAGCAGCAGCAGCAGCUGGACGGGCUGCUGCAGCAGCAGCGAAGCUGCAGCAGCAGCGAAGCAGCAGCAGCAGCAGCAGCAGCAGGAGCAGCAGCAGGAGCAGGAGGCGCAGGAACUUGGCAGCAGCAGCAGCAGCAGCAGCAGCAGCAGGAGCAGCAGCAGGAGCAGGAGGCGCAGGAACUUGGCCUUUCUUCUGGCGUAGAUAGAGCGAUCGAGAAGCUGUGA
This is a messenger RNA of Eimeria mitis, 2319 nucleotides long. RefSeq lists its product as uncharacterized. The transcript is spliced from 6 exons. Gene Ontology annotation, biological process: positive regulation of apoptotic process; intracellular signal transduction. The record is from RefSeq and is a predicted model, not a curated record. Gene Ontology annotation, cellular component: nucleus. Bases 1 to 2319 code for a protein of 772 amino acids. Gene Ontology annotation, molecular function: protein serine/threonine kinase activity. Lineage: Eukaryota; Apicomplexa; Conoidasida; Eucoccidiorida; Eimeriidae.